This is a messenger RNA of Petromyzon marinus (sea lamprey), 2370 nucleotides long. The record is from RefSeq and is a predicted model, not a curated record. NCBI's taxonomy places the organism in Eukaryota, Metazoa, Chordata, Hyperoartia, Petromyzontiformes, Petromyzontidae.
AUGGCGGGCGGUCACCGCGCGUCGGGCGAGGGCCGAUUUGCUGAGACAGGCAUCGGAGUGGUCUCCACGAGUCCGUUCACCAAGAAGAAGAAGAUCAAAGAGCAGAUGGUGGGAGAUGGUCCGGGCAGAUCGAGCAAGUCGCCGCGUGUCGACCGUGCAGCAGCCGUGGGAUUUGGCAGAGGGCAGACAGCUAGGACAGUCCGGUGUGUUGUCAGAUGCUCAUUUAAGGUCGAAUUGACUCUGCGUGUACUCGUACGCGCGCACCCGUACGCAGGCUCGACCCCAGCUGACACGUGCACGGGCAACGCGUUCCACGGCUGCGAGCGCUCAGGGAAAGAAGGCAGCUGGGUGGUGAACCCGAUGCAGUCGGCGCGCCUGCGCACCGUCCACUCCUUCACCUACGGGCGCGUCGAGGUGACCGCCAAGAUGCCCACGGGCGACUGGCUGUGGCCGGGUGAGCGACGGCGUCCCUGCACUGAGACACACUGCGCCCAGACACCCUGCGCCAGACACCCUGUGCCCAGACGCCCUGCGCCCAGACGCCCUGCACCAGACGCCCUACACCCAGACACCCUGCGCCCAGACGCUCUGCACCGAGAGGACCUGCACCCAGACACCCUGCGCCCAGACAUCCUACACCCAGACACCCUACACCCAGACACCCUACACCCAGACACCCUGCGCCCAGACACCCUGCGCCCAGACACCCUACACCCAGACACCCUGCGCCCAGACGCUCUGCACCGAGAGGACCUGCACCCAGACACCCUGCGCCCAGACAUCCUACACCCAGACACCCUACACCCAGACACCCUACACCCAGACACCCUACACCCAGACACCCUACACCCAGACACCCUGCGCCCAGACACCUUGCACCCAGACACCCUGCGCCCAGACACCCUACACCCAGACACCCUACACCCAGACACCCUACACCCAGACACCCUGCGCCCAGACACCCUACACCCAGACACCCUACACCCAGACACCCUACACCCAGACACCCUACACCCAGACGCCCUGCACUCAGACGCCUGGUCAUGACUACAUGAUUCGUGACUGUAUCAAGAGUGUGUUCAUAGCUGUCGUGACUUUGAACACGUAGGCCCUCACGAGCAAUACUGUGAUUUAUAAUUUACGCGUCGAUUCAGAUCGGCACGUAAGUAAAACUUCGUGUGUUCUGCACCCUCCUCCACCUGUCGCAGCCAACUUAAUGGAGCGGUCCACGUGUGGAAACGUGCCAAUGCAUUGCCGCUUUAGCCGCACCACCGACGUGCGGGAGAGCGAUCCGCACGCGUUUAACAAGUUGGUAGUCCCGACAUUUCUCCGAUGGUUACAUCGGGAAUCAUCGGGCAGUUUAUAGAAAUGCGAAAAUGUCCCCCAGCCUUGCGCCUUCUUUAACAGGGGGUGUAUGGUAGCCAUCGACAUCUCCUAGUUCUUAGGUUAUUGAGGACUUCUGGGGCAGAUGCCGUGGCUUUUUUUGCGUGUGGAUGUUGUGACUGUGCUCGCGACUCUAUCUGCUGUGUAGCGAUCUGGUUGAUGCCCAAGAGGAACGCGUACGGGAAUUGGCCCAGCUCUGGUUUGAUCAACAUCGUGGAGUCCCGAGGUGAGACUGUCUCUGUAUGGGUUGGAUUCAGUUCAGUGUGGGCCUGGUCUGGUUCCGUACCAGAUCCGGUCUUAUCUCGGGAUAGGAUGGGUUUGGUCUGGGUGUGGGUCUUUCGUCGGGUUCGGUGUGGGUUUGGUCUGGGUCUGGGUUUAGGAUUGGGUUUGGUCGAGGACUGAGUUUGGUCUGGGUUUGGUCUGGGUUUGGUCAGGGUCUGGUUCUAGGUCUGGGUUUGCUCUGGGACUGGGCUUAGGUCUGGGUUUGGUCUGGGUUUGCUCUGGGUUUGCUCUGGGUCUGGGCUUAGGUCUGGGUUUAUUCUGCGUUUAGGCCUGGAUGUGGAAUGGGUCUGCGUCUGGGUCUGGAUGUAGUCUGGACCGGACUGGACUGGGUGUCACUGAUUGUCCCCACGCUCUGCAGGGAACGUGGAUCUGAAGGACGCGCAGGGAAUGUCUCACGGGGUGGACGAGAUGGGGUCCAUCCUCCACUGGGGACCUUACCCCAACCUCAACUCGUGGUGGAGGACUUACGUAACAUAGCAUGCGACACAGGGGGACAUUCGGAACUGGAUUUCACAAAUACGGGAUGGAGUGGACACCAGACUACAUCAGGUUCCUGCUGGACGGUCAAGAGAUCCUAAAGGUGGACCCUGGUGCAGGUGGCCUCUGGGAAUUUGGGAAGUUCCCGGCGUACUUGGAUAACCCGUGGAAGGGGCGGAGAAAGAUGGCCCCCUUCGAUCAGGAGGUGAGGUUAUGGACCUUUGGAUG